This is a messenger RNA of Phytophthora nicotianae INRA-310, 378 nucleotides long. RefSeq lists its product as hypothetical. Bases 1 to 378 code for a protein of 125 amino acids. NCBI's taxonomy places the organism in Eukaryota, Oomycota, Peronosporomycetes, Peronosporales, Peronosporaceae. The transcript has a single exon. The record is from RefSeq and is a predicted model, not a curated record.
AUGGUGGAGGUGCUGGAGCUUCUGGCUUCGGACAGCCCAAGUCAAGACAGAUCGGCCUCGCCGACAACUAGCAGCGUCACCACUGACAGCCACAACUCCUCGAUUACUGGGUCGAACCACAGCUCUGUGAGUGGAGACACCAAUCAUGGUGAUAACGGCGACGUACAGGGCACUCUUCUGGAUGUCGGUGACCAAACACGAAGCGGAUCGUCUCAUUUGGUGACCCUGCCGUCUAGCGGCGACAACUUUGAGGAAAAAUACCCCGCAGGAUACAGAACUGAUGAGGAGCAGGAGCAAGCAACUCUAGGCUUCGUUCAGCGGAUGCAGGACUCAAUGUAUGCACCUCUUGUCUCUAUGCUGUCGUGUUGUUUGCGCUAA